UAACAAAAGAAAAUGCAUUGUAUUUGGUGUUAUUUGAAUGCCAAUAUCGCUACGGAAGAAAUUGAUAAGUAUUAAACGCACAAAAGUGUUUGCUAUUUAACGAAUUGAAGCAUCACGAAAUUGUGCGAAAAACAUCCAACGACCGACUAUUUGUGCCAACAAGCAAGCUGACAAUUUUAAUCAAUAAACAAGAAAUAUAUCGCAACUAAAAACCUUUUUUACUGUAGCGCCAAUAGGUUCAAUAGCUCGUUGGAAAGCAGAAAUUCUAAAGCUAACAUAAUGUGUCAAAACUACUCACUCCGGAGAUUUUGUGAAGAAUGGCGUAUUUGGAUACGACCACUUCUUAUCGUUACUUACGGUAUAUCGAUAAUUGUUGUACCGCUGCUCAUAUUGAACUCACUGAAGGAUGGAUUUUCGCGUAAAGAUCAACUUAUUCUAAUUGGUGGCUUAUUUGUUUUAUCUGCGGUGCCUGUUUCGAUUUGGCAUAUCAUCCAACAUGUAAUUCAUUUUACUAAGCCCAUUUUGCAAAAACAUAUUAUACGAGUAUUGUGGAUGGUUCCAAUAUACGCUCUGAAUGCGUGGAUCGGUUUAUUUUUCCCAAAGCAUUCCAUAUAUGUGGAUUCAUUGCGUGAAUGCUACGAGGCUUACGUUAUUUAUAAUUUCAUGGUAUAUCUCCUGAAUUAUUUGAAUUUGGGAAUGGAUCUUGAAGCCACAAUGGAGUACAAACCCCAAGUUCAUCAUUUUUUUCCCAUGUGUUGCAUGCGUCCCUGGGCUAUGGGACGAGAAUUCAUUCAUAACUGCAAGCACGGGAUACUGCAGUAUACAGUUGUGAGGCCUAUAACUACUUUUAUUUCGGUAAUUUGUGAGCUAUGCGGAGUGUAUGGAGAGGGUACCUUUGCUGGAAACGUUGCUUUUCCGUACAUAGUAGUCAUUAACAACAUUUCCCAGUUCGUUGCAAUGUAUUGUCUAGUUCUUUAUAGAGCAAACAAGGAGGAUUUGAAACCCAUGAAACCAAUUCCAAAGUUUUUGUGCAUAAAAGCUGUUGUGUUCUUUUCGUUUUUCCAAGGUGUAAUGCUCAACGUUUUAGUGUACUAUGGCUUCAUUAAAGAUAUCUUUGGUUCCACUGAUUUGGGGGAUGAUGCAAAUUUAGCCUCAAUGUUACAAAAUUUUCUUAUCUGUAUUGAGAUGUUCAUAGCAGCUGUGGCUCAUAUUUAUAGUUUCCCUCAUCACCCAUUCCACAUUAAUUCACCUCAAUACUGGAAUAAUCCAAAUCAUAAUUGGUGCCGAGCCUUUUUAUCUAUGAUCGACAUUUCUGAUAUACAAGAAGAUGUUACUGAGCAUUUGGGGGUUGUCAGUAGCUCUAUAAGCCGGCGUUUUCAAGGACGAAAUAGUUAUCAGCCAUUGUCACGAGGACCAAGGAGAUCAAGUAGUGAGUCUGAGUACCUAAUAAAUAAACGUUUGGAUGGAGAUGCAGCCGGAACUAGUCAAUUGUUGACUACAGUGACUGAUUCAGAUGACAACACAGGUAAUAUUAGAAAUAAAUAUCAAACCAACUAUGCUAAACCGCUUGCCAAAGCCAAUCGCUAUGGAGCUACAGAUAGUCUUGUGUUACCCGUUUACGAAGCUGCAAUAACGAAUGAUUAUCCAUCUCAAUCCCAAUUAGCAGGUAACCAUCCCACCACAUCCAAAGCUUCCAUAACAACGACCCAAAAUCAAUCUACUGCGACACACUCAAACUUUGGAGGCAUCAGCAUACAAAAACGCGAAGUAACUGCUAGAGACUUUCCUGCCCAUUACGGGGCGCCUGUGACUGGGGGUACAAGCUUUUUGCAAGCCCGCAAUGUUUCCACAACACAUGCUCCCAGUCCUAUACCAGAGUCAGGCGAUGACUUUUCAUCUUUUAUCGGUUCAUCGAGAUGACGUUUUGAUAGCAGCAGCCAAAACUGUAAUCCAUCCGCUAGCGAAUCGAUCUCUAUUGGACUUUCUAGUAGUCUUAAGCUAUCGACGGGUGGUAGUAAUAGUAACGACAGCAACAACUCAUCUGAUUGGCUUAGCUCACCUGGUGGUGCUGAUCAAAAAAAAAUUGCUGAUUUUGGGCCAAUACCCACCCAACAAUAGCAAACAUAGUUUGUACCCUUAAUAGAACAUCUUUACAUCACUUAGAAACUAAAUACAAUAAUACAACGACAAUGACAAACACGAAAUGAAACCGCCGUUUUGGCAACAACACGCACCUGUGCCCGACAAAAAGUUGGAUUUUCUUUACAAUCAGUAAAACUUUGUAACAGUGCUUUUUACGAUAGUUUCUGGAAUUAAACUCUUUAAUUUUGUAUAUUCUUUAAUUGGGGAAUCUCAAAUUUUCUUAUUUAAUCACACUUUUAAUGUAAAGUAUUGAACGAGAUUAAAAAAAACUUCGGAUGAUACAUUAUUAAAAAAUUGUCGGAAAAUAAGACAAAACGCACUGCUACAAAGCACGAUUGAUUUCGUUUAAGUUUAUUUUUUAUUUAUUUUUGAUUAAAAGUGAAAUUAUUGAAAUAGAGAUAUACCAUUUUUAUUUUUUGUUAAAUGUUGCUUUUUUAUAUUAAUGAAACUUUUAUGUUAUAAGAGGAGUCUAUACGAAUAUGUUCAAUGAAUAGAUACAUCUUAAUAUAUAUACUAAUGUUUAUAAAAAAUGAUUUUAAAUACUAAAGUGUCCUUUCCUGUAAUUAGUUUACCGGCGGUUUCCUGGAAUUUUAUCAGUAAAAUUCAAGCAAGGAAGCUAAUAUAUUAAUGUGUUUUAUAGACUUUAGAGUUUGUGUUCACAGGUAUAAUGCAAAAAUUGAAAAUACACCGCCAACGAGUUGUCAAAGAAAUACUUCCACUUCCCUUGUGGAAAGUAAAUUUGUAAAUAACUUACUUCAUUCCAGUUAAAAACGUUCGGAUUAUUCAACAGAUUUCUUUUUAAAAUAUAGAUAUUAUAUAUGUAAGACAAACUGCUAUAAGCAAUUCAAUUCCAAUCAGAAUUUAAAAAUGGUCCAGAUAUUGUGUAGUUUUUACUAAAUGUACACAUAAAUAAUUUUUUUGUAUUUAAAAAAGUUAUUUUUAUAACAUUUGUCCAUAUUAUUAUCUUUACCUCAAUGGAAUGUUUCCGAAAAUAUUGAUUAGUUUUUGUUUUAAUUUUAAAAAUAAUACUUUAUUUUUCUUUCGUUUUUGUCCUUAAUUAUUUUAUUUCACUAAACGAGCACAAUUUAAUUAAGUACAUUUUUUUUCUUGGUCAUAUUUUGUAAAAAGACUGACGAAGCACAUUCAAAACAACAUAACAAAAAUAUACAACCAAAUAACUAAAUAAAUCAAAACAUUAACGGGAUGCUAUAUUAGAUAUGCUCGAAUAAUAAAUUAAGCAAAAUAGUGCUGUUCAAAUAAUACGAAGUCUUUUCUCUAUGAAACAACUAUUGAAGGCACGAUAUUUUCGGAAUUCUUCCAAUGAUCCAACCAGAUUUGAUGACAAAUUUGUACUCAAUUGUUGUAGUUCUGUCGUCCACCCAAUUCUAAAAGAAAACGAUCCGGAUGAU
This is a messenger RNA of Musca domestica (house fly), 3551 nucleotides long. RefSeq names its product transmembrane protein 184C-like. NCBI's taxonomy places the organism in Eukaryota, Metazoa, Arthropoda, Insecta, Diptera, Muscidae. Gene Ontology annotation, molecular function: transporter activity. Gene Ontology annotation, biological process: transport. The record is from RefSeq and is a predicted model, not a curated record.